Molecule: messenger RNA, 766 nt
Organism: Saccostrea cuccullata (small rock oyster)
Lineage: Eukaryota; Metazoa; Mollusca; Bivalvia; Ostreida; Ostreidae
Product: plasminogen-like
Exons: 4
Coding region: 191-601 (136 amino acids)
Biological process (GO): proteolysis
Molecular function (GO): serine-type endopeptidase activity
Source: RefSeq, a predicted model, not a curated record
AAGUUUUUUGAAAUCAGAGCUGUUGAUAAGAGUUGGUGACUUGAACAGUAAAGUAACAGAUUCAUAUGAGGGGACAUUUGAAAUCGAAGAAAUUUACAUCCAACCGGAAUACAUAAUAUACGAUGAUGGAAGUCUUCACAAUGACAUAGCCUUACUAAAAGUAAAACCUAAGCGUGGCCGUGGUAUAUCAAUGGAUUCUAAUGCUCAGCCUGCCUGUCUACCAUCAGAAAAUACAGUGUACAGUGAAAACCUGGAAUGUUACAUAUCUGGAUGGGGCCUAACAGAAUAUGGAACAUACCCAAAUCUCCUGAAAUAUGCGCAAAUUCCUAUUGUAAACCAGGGGACCUGCAAAAGACUUUACAACCAGGGAGGCUACAACAUAACGGACAGCAUGUUUUGUGCCGGUAACAUUACAGGAGGGUCUGAUACCUGUGAUGGAGACAGCGGUGGUCCUCUGGUCUGUGAAAUCAACGGGAAAUACGCUGUAUUGGGUGUAACUUCGUGGGGACACGCUGACGGCUGUGGGCUUCCAAAUUUUCCAGGGGUGUAUGCCAAUGUCAAAAGUCUUCUGCGGUGGAUCAGAAAAACCCUUGCUGAAUAAUAUUCAGUGUAUCUUCGGAAUCCUUUUCAUUUUGACAUAUUGUUACAUGCAGUUACCUGAGUGCACUAUUGAUUUAAAUUUUGUAACAAUCUUCAUCAUAUUUUCCAAACAUCUCAGGAAUAAAUUGUUAACGUAAUCAUGAAUAAAUGCAUCUAAUAAAAAGUA